AAGAUUAUUUUUGUGGGAAGGAGGGGAUAUAGUAAUUUACACAGCAUUUUUGGGGUGGUAGUGUGAAGGCUCUCUGAUAAUUCCCGACCAUGGGAAAGGACCAGGAACUGCUGGAAGCUGCUCGUACUGGGAAUGUGGCUUUGGUGGAGAAACUCUUGGCUGGCAGGAAAGGAGGGCUCCUGGGCAGUGGAUCUGGACCUAUUCCUUUAUCCAACUUGCUGAGCAUCUGGCGAGGACCAAAUAUAAACUGCACAGAUAGUUCGGGGUACACUGCUUUACACCAUGCAGCUUUAAAUGGUCACAAGGAUGUAGUUAUCAAAUUACUUCAAUUUGAAGCAUCCACUAAUGUGGCAGAUAAUAAAGGGUAUUUUCCUAUACACUUGGCUGCUUGGAAAGGAGAUGUAGAGAUUGUGAAGAUUCUUAUCCAUCAUGGGCCAUCACAUUCCAGAGUGAAUGAACAGAACAAUGAAAAUGAAACAGCUUUACACUGUGCAGCCCAGUAUGGACACUCAGAAGUAGCAGCUAUUUUGCUUGAAGAACUUACAGAUCCUACGAUAAGAAACAACAAGUUAGAGACUCCACUGGAUUUGGCAGCCUUAUAUGGCCGUCUACAAGUGGUGAAGAUGAUCAUUAAUGCAUAUCCAAAUUUGAUGAGCUGUAACACAAGAAAACAUACUCCUUUGCAUCUUGCUGCACGCAAUGGCCACAAAGCGGUUGUACAGGUGCUACUAGAAGCUGGAAUGGAUGUCAGCUGCCACGGUCCUUUCUCAUGCCUUGUGCCAGAGGUUCCAUGCUGAAAGCAAAGAGAAGCAGGGAAAGAGGACACCCUUUUUCAAUUUUAAUGUAACCCGACUCAAAUGCAUUUAUUCUUGUACUAGCCAUGUUCUCACAGUACAGGCCUUAUAGGACUGUUAUGAACCUUUUUACAAAAUAUAAUUGUGUAAAACCUGAAACAAGAAUGGCCAAUGGAGUGAAGUGAAUGCUUUUAAAGCAUAACAUUUAAAAAUUGCUAACGGUUUGCAGUAAUGUUUAUUAUGCCAACUGACAUUAAGAAUUUGCCUGAUUGGGUCUGAUAUUUGCCACUCUUUAGUAAAAUUUGCUUGAUCUGGGUUGAUUAAGUUUGGAGCCAUAAGACUAAUUCUGUUUGCCAGUAUGGCUGUGAAAAAGUUUUAGUCCUGAUUUAUCAAAUUAAUUGGCCUAUAUGAAUUCAUGUCAGUGUUAUCUUUCCCUGGUUUGGUGAUCAAAAUUAUGUGAGACAUUCUGCAAGCUGGAGGAGCCUCCCACCCUCCCAAAUCAUAUUAAACAAUUUUGUUAAAUGAGAAACUAAGAGGUCACAUUUUUUUUAAAAAAAAAUCAGUUGAGAAUCCAUCUGGGCUAGGGGUUUUGUUGUUUUUAUCUUUUUAAUAGUUCUUAUCACUUCAUCAUCUGUGAAUCUGCUGUUUAAAAUGUGUUGUUGAUCUACAUCUAAUGGCAUAGUUUUUAAGUCUGCUAAAAAAGCUGAUAUAGUGUUUGUCUUAGUUUCUGCUGAUCUAUAAAGAUUUUGAUAAAAAUCCGUAAAAGCAUCAUGGAUUUCUUUAGUGUCAUAAGUCAAUCCCCCAUUAGAUUUUCUUAUACACCAGAUUUUAUUAGAAGUAACCUUAUUUUUCAAUAGGUUAGCUAAUGA
This is a messenger RNA of Rhineura floridana, 1663 nucleotides long. RefSeq names its product ankyrin repeat and sterile alpha motif domain-containing protein 1B-like. Gene Ontology annotation, cellular component: cytosol. The coding region runs from base 90 to 797 and encodes 235 amino acids. Gene Ontology annotation, molecular function: protein binding. The transcript has 5 exons. NCBI's taxonomy places the organism in Eukaryota, Metazoa, Chordata, Lepidosauria, Squamata, Rhineuridae. The record is from RefSeq and is a predicted model, not a curated record.